Molecule: messenger RNA, 4788 nt
Organism: Budorcas taxicolor (takin)
Lineage: Eukaryota; Metazoa; Chordata; Mammalia; Artiodactyla; Bovidae
Gene: SETBP1
Product: SET binding protein 1
Molecular function (GO): DNA binding
Source: RefSeq, a predicted model, not a curated record
AUGGAGUCCAGGGAAGUCUUAAGUGGCUCCCGGCAAAGGGGGAGUGAGUCGGAAUUCCUGCCAGUCCCCUCAGCCAAGCCCUCGACUACUCCUAGCUGUACAGGAGAACCUUUGCUGUCUGCUCCGGAGACUGGGAAGGGAAUCCCAGCAGGUGGAGAACGCAUGGAGCCAGAGGAGGAGGAUGAACUGGGCUCAGGACGGGAUGUGGAUUCCAACUCCAAUGCAGACAGUGAGAAAUGGGUGGCAGGAGAUGGCCUGGAAGAACAGGAGUUUUCUAUCAAGGAGGCCAAUUUCACAGAGGGGAGUCUGAAACUGAAGAUUCAGACCACAAAACGGGCUAAGAAACCCCCAAAGAAUCUGGAGAACUAUAUAUGCCCACCUGAGAUCAAGAUCACCAUCAAGCAGUCGGACCAGAAGGUGUCCCGUGCUGGGAAAAAUAGCAAAGCCGCAAAGGAGGAGGAAAGAAGCCACUCCAAAAAGAAGCUCCUCACAGCCAGUGACCUUGCAGCCAGCGACCUCAAAGGAUUUCAGCCACAAGCUUAUGAGCGGCCACAGAAACACUCAGCUCUCCACUAUGACCCAGGCCUCCCACAGGAUUUCACCAGUGACACCUUAAAACCAAAGCACCAGCAAAAAAGCAGCAGCCAGAACCACAUGGACUGGUCCACCAACUCUGACAAUGGACCUGCCACUCAGAAUUGCUUCAUCAGUCCAGAGUCUGGCAGAGAAACUGCAAGCACCAGCAAGAUCCCAGCUCUUGAGCCCAUGGCUUCCUUUGCAAAGGCCCAGGGUAAGAAAGGCAGUGCAGGGAGCACAUGGAAUCAGUUGUCCAACAGUAACAAAGAUCUGCUCUUGGGAGGUGUGGUUCCAUCUCCAAGCAACCACAGCUCACCAGCCCCACCCAGCAGCUCUGCUGAGUGCAGCGGGAUUCAGCCCUUGGUAGAUCAAGAUGGAGGAAGUACAAAGGAGCCCCUUGAACCGCCUACUCUAAGCAGCAAGAAAAAGUCCAGUAAAAAAGAUGUGAUAAGUCAAACCAUACCAAACUCAGACCUAGACUGGGUCAAGAAUGCUCAGAAAGCAUUUGACAGUACAGAAGGGAAAAGGGAAGGAUACUCUGCAGAUAAUGCCCAAGAGGCCUCACCAGCCAGGCAGAAUGUGAGUUCCGUCAGUAAUCCUGAAAACGACUCAAGCCAUGUCCGGAUUACUAUCCCUAUCAAGGCACCUUGCCUCGAUCCAAGCAGCCAUAAGAGGAAAAAGAGACAGUCCAUCAAAGCAGUGGUGGAAAAGAUCUUGCCAGAGAAAGCCUUGACUUCGGGAAUCACUAUGAGCAGUGAAGUAGUUAAUAGGAUAUUUUCCAACCCUGAGGGUAAUAAGAAAGAUCCCCGUGUCCCUAAGUUGGGUAAAAUGAUGGAGAACGAGUCCCCCUCAGCUGGCCUUGAAACUGGUGUAAAUGCUGAGAAAGUUGUCCCAGGAGGUGUACCUAAGCAGAGAAAGCCACCCAUGGUCAUGACGCCUCCAACAUGCACAGAUCACUCUCCAAGAAAGCUGCCAGAAAUCCAGCACCCCAAAUUUGCUGCCAAACGGAGGUGGACGUGCAGCAAACCAAAACCCACCAGUCUGCUUCGGGAGGCAGUCAUGGCCACCUCCGAUAAACUGAUGGUGGAACCGCCGUCUGCUUAUCCCAUCACUCCAUCCAGCCCUCUCUACACCAACACAGACAGUCUUACUGUGAUCACGCCAGUCAAAAAGAAGCGGGGGCGACCAAAGAAGCAGCCUUUGCUCACGGUUGAGACAAUUCACGAGGGGACGUCCACCAGUCCAGUCAGUCCCAUCAGUCGGGAGUUUCCUGGCACCAAGAAGAGAAAGAGACGACGUAGUUUAGCUAAGUUGGCCCAACUAGUGCCAGGAGAGGACAAACCCAUGAGCGAGAUGAAAUUUCACAAAAAAGUUGGAAAGCUUGGGGUAUUGGAUAAGAAGACCAUCAAAACUAUCAAUAAGAUGAAGACACUCAAGAGGAAAAAUAUAUUGAACCAGAUCUUGUCCUGCUCCAGCAGCAUAGCACUGAAGGCCAAAGCUCCCCCGGAGACCAGCCCUGGGGCAGCAGCGAUCGAGAGCAAACUGGGCAAGCAGAUUAAUGUCAGCAAGAGGGGCACCAUCUACAUCGGCAAGAAAAGGGGCAGGAAGCCGAGGGCAGAGCUGCCACCUCCAUCCGAAGAACCCAAAACAGCCAUCAAGCACCCGAGGCCUGUUUCUAGCCAGCCGGAUGUUCCCGCCGUGCCUUCCAACUUUCAGUCACUUGUGGCGUCUUCACCAGCAGCUAUGCACCCACUUUCGACACAGUUGGGUGGGUCCAAUGGCAACCUGAGCCCCGCCAGCACUGAAACCAAUUUUUCAGAGUUGAAAACUAUGCCAAAUCUCCAGCCCAUCAGUGCUCUUCCAACCAAAACCCAAAAGGGAAUCCAUAGUGGGACCUGGAAGCUGUCUCCACCCAGGCUGAUGGCCAACUCCCCUUCACACCUUUGUGAGAUCGGGUCACUCAAGGAGAUAACACUGUCCCCUGUGAGCGAGUCCCACAGUGAAGAGACGAUCCCGAGUGAUAGUGGCAUUGGGACAGACAACAACAGCACGUCUGACCAAGCAGAGAAGAGCUCUGAGUCCCGACGGAGGUACUCUUUUGAUUUCUGCUCCCUGGACAACCCGGAGGCCAUCCCAUCUGACACCAGCACAAAGAACCGGCAUGGCCACCGGCAGAAGCAUCUCAUCGUGGACAACUUUCUGGCCCACGAAAGCCUCAAGAAGCCAAAGCACAAGAGGAAACGGAAAAGCCUGCAAAACCGUGAUGAUCUCCAGUUUCUGGCGGACCUAGAAGAGCUCAUCACUAAGUUCCAGGUGUUCAGGAUCUCCCACCGGAGUUAUACCUUUUACCACGAGAAUCCGUAUCCCAGCAUUUUUCGGAUUAAUUUUGAUCAUUAUUACCCGGUGCCAUAUAUCCAGUAUGACCCGUUGCUCUAUCUUCGUAGGACUUCAGACUUAAAGUCAAAGAAGAAGCGUGGUAGGCCUGCAAAAACCAAUGACACCAUGACAAAGGUGCCUUUUUUACAAGGGUUCAGCUACCCUAUUCCCAGUGGAAGUUACUAUGCACCCUAUGGAAUGCCUUACACAUCAAUGCCUAUGAUGAACCUUGGUUAUUACAGUCAGUACCCAGCUCCUCUGUACCUGUCACACACGCUCGGAGCAGCGUCCCCGUUCAUGAGGCCCACAGUGCCACCACCUCAGUUCCACACAAGCUCCCACGUGAAGAUGUCUGGUACAGCUAAGCAUAAAGCAAAGCACGGAGUGCACCUGCAGGGGCCCGUGGGCAUGGGCCUUGGUGACAGGCAGCCAUCCCUGAAUCCUCCCAAGGUGGGCAGCGCCAGUCUGUCCAGCGGUCGGCUCCACAAGAGGAAACACAAACACAAGCAUAAGCACAAGGAAGACCGGCUCCUGGGGACCCACGACAACUUGAGUGGUCUCUUCGCAGGCAAAGCCACUGGCUUCUCCAGCCACAUCCUGAGCGAGCGGCUGAGCAGCGCGGACAAAGAGCUCUCCUUGGUGAGUGAGAAAAACAAGCACAAGGAGAAGCAGAAGCACCAGCACAGUGAAGCCGGCCACAGAGCGUCCAAGAACAACUUCGAGGUGGACACCUUGUCUACACUGUCACUUUCGGAUGCCCAGCAUUGGACGCAGGCCAAGGACAAAGGUGACUCGAGCAGCGAGCCUGCAGACUCCUGCGCGAAAAGGUACUCUAGCAAUGGUGGGGACGCGGGCAGCGCAAGACCAGAGAGCCUGGACGUGUUCAGCGAGAUGAACCCUCCAAACGACAAGUGGGACAGUGAUGUGAGUGCGAGUAAAAGGAGGAGCUACGAAGGCUUUGGAACGUACAGGGAAAAGGACAUCCAAGCCUUCAAGAUGAACCGCAAGGAGAGAAGUUCCUAUGACUCCUCCGUGUCUCCAGGGAUACCAAGUCCCCACUUAAAAGUGGACCAAACAGCAACACAUAGUAAGAACGAGGGCUCAGCGUCCACUGUGAUGACCAGGAAGAAGCCAGCCGCGGUGGACAGUGUUGCGAUCCCACCUGCCCCAGUGUUAUCUCUCCUUGCUGCAUCGGCAGCAACGUCGGAUGCAGCCAGCUCCUCCCUGAAGAAGAGAUUUAAGCGGCGGGAGAUCGAAGCGAUCCAGUGCGAGGUGCGGAAGAUGUGCAACUACACCAAGAUUCUGUCCACCAAGAAGAACCUGGACCACGUGAACAAGAUCCUGAAGGCCAAGCGGCUGCAGAGACAAUCAAAGACGGGCAACAACUUUGUCAAGAAGAGGAGAGGGCGUCCCCGGAAGCAGCCCACGCAGUUCGAUGAGGACUCCAGAGACCAAAUGCCAGUGCUGGAAAAAUGCAUCGACCUUCCCAGCAAACGGGGUCAGAAGCCGAGCCUGAGCCCGCUCGUUUUGGAGCCGGCCGCCAGCCAAGACACCAUCAUGGCCACCAUCGAGGCGGUCAUCCACAUGGCCCGGGAGGCGCCGCCCUUGCCCCCGCCGCCGCCCCCGCCCCUCCCGCCGCCUCCACCACCCCCGCCGCCCCCGCCGCCCCCUCUGCCCAAGACCCCCAGAGGAGGUGGGAAGAGGAAACACAAACCUCAGCCUCCGGCCCAGCCCCCGCAGCAGGCGCCCCCGCCACAGCCCCUUCCCCCGGAAGAGGAAGUGAAAGCCAAAAGGCAGAGGAAGUCGCGAGGGAGUGAGAGCGAUGUCCUUCCCUAG